This is a messenger RNA of Dioscorea cayenensis subsp. rotundata (Guinea yam), 2021 nucleotides long. Its product is annotated as PHD finger protein PERSISTENT TAPETAL CELL 1. The transcript has 3 exons. NCBI's taxonomy places the organism in Eukaryota, Viridiplantae, Streptophyta, Magnoliopsida, Dioscoreales, Dioscoreaceae. The coding region runs from base 4 to 1959 and encodes 651 amino acids. The record is from RefSeq and is a predicted model, not a curated record.
AGGAUGCAUUGUGGUAAUGGAAGCUCAAUGAAGAGGAAGAGAGGGGAGAGGGUUUUUAGGUUUGAGUCCUUUUGUGAACAAGGAGUGCCUUGCCAUUUUCAUGGAUGUUUUUAUGAGAACAUAAUGGCCCUUGUUGAGUUUGGAAAUGCCGAACCAAGCACCACCAAUAAAGCAACCAAGUGUUGGUCUUUUAGGCUAGAGCUUCACCACCAUCCUCCUAUCUUUGUGAGACUCUUUAUCGUCGAAGAGAUCAUUGCUCUUUCGCCUUAUCGCCAUUGUCCUUACUGUCGAACCAUUGGUUGGGGUCAUCACAUGAUUUGCAACAAGAGGUUUCACAUAGUGUUGUCAUCAAAGGGAAAAGGAAGUGCUAUUCCAAUGAUUGAGGGAUUGGAACUUGAGACCAUUUUCAGAGGAACAGAUUCGGCAAAUAAGUUAUCAAAAUCCAUGGAACCACAAGGUCAUUUGAUGCAUGGAAUCAUGCAUGCUAACGGUUUCGGACAUCUAAUUUUCGUCAAAGGGAUUGAAGCCGGCUCAGAGCAUCUUUCCGGGAAUCAGAUACUAUUCCUAUGGGAUAGGAUUUGCAAUGCAUUGCACCUAAGGAAGGUGAGCUUGAUUGAUGUUGCAAUGAAAGAAACAAUGGAGCUAAGAUUGAUCCAUGGAAUCGCCUAUGGCCAUUCCUGGUUUGGCCAUUGGGGUUAUAAGUUCAGCCAUGGAAGCUAUGGAAUCACUGAGCAAAUGUAUCAAAAGUCCAUUGAAGCACUACAAGCUCUUCCACUCUGCUUACUGCUACCUCACUUCAGUUGUUCUUGCCAUGAACUGCCAAUCAUCGUCGCAAAAUAUCAAGCGAUAUGCUGUCACACACUACUCACUCUCGGCGAUCUUUUACGAUUCAUGAUUGAAUUAAAGAACCAUCUUCCGAUGAAUAGCACUACGCCCACAAUGGAGUAUCAUGGAAUCAUCUCUGAAGCAACAUGUAGAUGGUCCAUGAAGAGAGUAGAAAUGGCAGCUCAAGUUAUAGUAAGCGAGCUCAAGAAAACAGAGUCCCGGUGGACAUCGAGGCAACAAAUACGAGAUGCCGCAAGAGCAUACAUCGGUGACACAGGCCUCCUUGACUAUGUAUUAAAAUCACUUGGAAACCAUGUCGUCGGGAACUAUAUUGUUCGCCGUGUUGUUAAUCCAGUAACCAAAGUUCUUGAAUACUGCUUAGAAGACAUCUCCAACAAGGCAUUACCCACAUGCAAUAACAAGAACACAGUGAGAUUUAGAUGUCACGUUACAAGAGCUCAGUUGAGUAGGGACUUGUUGUAUCUAUACAAGCAUGUUCUCAAGGAAAGAAGGCCAGGAUUCACUUCAGGAAUAUUCAGCUCGAUACCGAUGGCGGUGAGGAUCAUUCUUGACAUGAAAAACCUCAUAAAAGACCACGGCAAAGAAAGCCGGUUACCAGGAAGGAUAGAAUCAGGAACGAAUAGAACCAUAGAGCUAAUGUGCACAGUUAAUAUCACAGGAGAAGGGAAAUUGCCACCAUAUGAGCAAGUUUCAAUGCAGGCACACAUAACAAUAGGAGAACUAAAGAGAGUGGUGGAAAAGCACUAUAGGGAGAUGUAUUUGGGUUUAAAGAGCUUUACUGCUGAAAAGGUGGAGAAUAAGGAAGCCAAGGACUCAGAUUUGGUACUUAGAGUUGUUGAACCAGGAAGUAGGAUUGUUAUACAAGGGAGAGUAGCAGUAGAGAAUGGUGAUCAAGAGAUGGAGAUAUAUGAGAGUGGGAAUGAGGAGAGGGUGAUAAAUUGCAGGUGUGGUGCUAAGGAAGAUGAUGGGGAGAGGAUGAUAUCUUGUGAUAUUUGUGAUGUUUUUCAGCACACUAGAUGCAUGGGGAUUGCUGAUGCUGAAGAAACUCCUAGAGUGUUUCUUUGUAGUCAGUGUGAGCAUGAUAUAGUUUCAUUCCCUUCAAUUCAUUACUAGUACUUCUUGGAGGUGUUGUUUUAUUUGAAAUUGGUGCUGUUAGUAUCUGAUUAAUAAAUAUU